Molecule: messenger RNA, 647 nt
Organism: Xyrauchen texanus (razorback sucker)
Lineage: Eukaryota; Metazoa; Chordata; Actinopteri; Cypriniformes; Catostomidae
Product: gremlin-1-like
Exons: 2
Coding region: 101-640 (179 amino acids)
Biological process (GO): animal organ morphogenesis
Molecular function (GO): BMP binding; receptor ligand activity
Source: RefSeq, a predicted model, not a curated record
CUCCAUCUGUGACUGCAGACACACGGGACAGGUGAGGAAUCGGCACACAUUCACGGGCUUUGACUGAAUUUCACGUGCAGGUGUCCAUUUCUUUCCAGUUAUGAUGGAUAUUUCUGCGCGGAUCUUGUGUUCGAUUCUUUUCAUUUCGGUUCUUCUGUCGAGUCCAACCGAAUCCAAACGGAACCGCGGCGCGAUUCCUCAUCCGGACAAGAACAACCCGAACGAGUCGGACCAGCACCCUCAUCAGGGCGCUUCGGGACCCCGAGGGAGAGGCAGAGGCUCGUCCGGUUCCGCGGAAGAGGUUUUGGAGUCCAGCCAAGAGGCGUUACACGUCACCGAGCGCCGGUACCUGAAACGGGACUGGUGUAAAACUCAACCGCUCAAACAGACGAUUCACGAGGAGGGCUGCAUCAGCCGAACCAUCAUCAACCGCUUCUGUUACGGCCAGUGUAACUCGUUUUACAUCCCCAGACACGUCCGGAGGGAGGAAGGCGCGUUCCAGUCCUGUUCGUUCUGUAAACCCAAACGAUUCAGCACUAUGACUUUCACCCUAAACUGCCCCGACCAACAACCCCCGACCCGAAAGAAGCGCGUCCAGCGGGUCAAACAGUGCCGCUGCAUCUCCAUCGACCUGGACUGAUGUGAGU